AGGAAGUAACACCGUAGUGAAUACAUGACCCGUGUUCCACUAUUAGUUCCACUAGUCUAUUACAGCCCGCAGCCGUAGAGCCGCUUCACCACUGUCGCGCCGCAGAUACACUCUCUUUUCAAAUCUUACCAGCAACAUUCAUUAUCUAUUUGCCUGCGCAGUGCAAUGGAUUUUUAACCGGGGUUUCUACCUAUCUAAUAUCAUAGAGCAGCAGAGCCUGCAGUGACCGGUCAGGCAGCGGUACACCAAGGUACCAAUCAAUACGACUGGAGACUUCAGAGAAAGGAUAUAUAUAUAGCUGCCUAUAGCUGCUACGAGGAAAAACGUCGCGGAGAAGGAGGCUGGAAUUAUGAAGGUUUGCCACCAUGUCUAAGGCCACAGCGAACAAGCUGCACUGGCGUUCCAAGGUGCAGGAGAGUUUUGUUCCCCUGGGAGACGGGUCUGGAGAGCUGGGUGUAGCCAUCGGGGGCGGGGCUGACUACGGAGAGUUCCCUUUCGUCACCGCAGCACCGGGAGGCGGGACCACGGUGGGUGAUGUCAUACUGGAGAUCGGGGGUACGCCCGUCCUGGGCAUGACGCUAGGAGACGUGAGAGGGGUCCUCAACUCAUGCCCCCAUCCCAUACGGAUUAAAACUGUCUCUCCAGGCUCUACUCUGUGUAAGGACCUGAGGCUGUACCUGAGCAAGUGUUUCACUCCAGGAUCCAUGGACAGCCAACUACAGCAGGUGAUCAGGGAGAAUUUGUACCUCAGAGCCGUCCCCUGUACGACCAGGCCGCCUCGCCACGAGGAGAUAUCAGGAGUGGACUACAAUUUUGUCUCCAUAGAAGAGUUCUUUUCCCUGGAUGAGUCUGGAGCCCUAUUGGAGAGUGGCAAGUUCAAAGGUAACUACUACGGGACACCCCGCCCAGUCCACAUUGGCCCAGACAGCCCACCAAUCACGUACCAGGAACACCGGAACGUGCUCCGGAACUUCAGGACGCGCAGCAAGUCGCUUAGCAACCUGGAGAAGGCUGUGGAGGAGGGAGAGAACAGUGAGGAAGACUCUGGUCUGUCAGCGGGGUCAGUAGGUGCCAGCAGUGCCCCGCCCACAGCCAAAUAUCUUAGCCAAUCGUGGGAAGGCAGGGAUGGCGUCGGAGAGGAGAACGGAGGGAGCGGCAUCGCCACACGAGGCGGAGUGACACUACCAGAGAACUGGGAGCUGGCCUUCAGUAACUCAGGAGAGGCUUACUACAUAGAUCACAUCUCUAAGACAACCAGCUGGCUGGACCCCAGAGAUCAGAGCAGGGAGAUCCUCAGCGAGACAGACAUACCUGUUUUCACGGACCAGCCAGCAGAGCUGAAGGGUUACUCCAUCCACACCCGUUUGUCUAAAGGGCUGCAGGGUUUCGGCUUCAACAUAGUAGGAGGAAGCAGGCAGAGGGAGUUUCUCCAGGUCUACAGCGUUACACCAGGAGGACCACCCGCUCUCAACACAGCUGAUAUCCUGGUCUACAUCAAUGACAGCUGUGUCCUGGGUCUGUCUCAUAAAGAGGUGGUAGAUAUGUUGAAGUCUGUCCCUAUGGGUCACAGUGUGGACGUUGUGUUACGGAGAGGCUAUCCCAUGCUCUACAACCCAGACGGCUGUCCCAAACAACCCCUGACCUCCUCCCCCUCCUCCUCUCCUCGGGAAGCCCUCAGCGCUGCAGCCACUCCUCCCUCCACAGCCACUGCCCAGUCCCUUUCCUGUCCCAGCCCUGCUGAGCCCCCCCACACCCACCCCCCUGGCCUGGCUAACCUCAAUCGGACCCUGUCUCAUCACAACGGCAACUAUCUCAGAGUGGCGGGAAACUCUGGAUCAGGGCUGGACGCUAACGGAAACGCGGCACCACCCUCCUACCCGCUGUCUAACGGUGUCCCGGGCUCUUCUGCCAGCUCAGCCUGUGCCCCUUCCUCCUCUCACAGUAGGGGCAUCCCCCCUCCUCCCCCUCCUGAAUCAACCUCAGCGUCCACCAGCCAGAGUGACUCAGAGGCCUUGGGUGGAUGGACACAAAGAUGGCCUCUGAUGCGCUACAAUGGUAACUCCCUCCCCACCUCCUCCUCCAUGGUCCACCAUCGGAGUGACCUCUCCACCUCCACCCUGCCCAUCUCCCUGUCCAAGCUGCCCCUGUCCCAGCCGGAGGUGGGCACCGCCACCACUCCUGGUGCCCCCUGCCAGCGGCCUCCCGUGCCCCAGACGUCCCUCAUGGCCGGCCCGCCUACGGAGGUCCCCCAUUGCGGCUUCAACGGCUGCCCCGCCAGCGCCCACCCCCGGGUGAGCCACAGCCCGACCGGCGAGGGUGUACCCGUAGGGUCUGGAGGAGGGGAGCUGCUCCCUGUGCCCCUGGGGAGGAGUGAGGGGGGCGGGAUGGGGUUCAGUGUGACGGCGGGGGGGAAGGGGGGGCAGCUGGCCCUGGUGAAGAGAGUCUGGGACAGAAGGCAGUGCUCCUCCCUGCAGACAGGGGAUGCUAUAGUGAAGAUCGAUGGAGCUGACGUGCAGAGUCUCAGCUUCGCUCAGAUGCAGAGGGUCCUUCAGGAGCACAUCAAGCAGGGAGAAGUAAUGCUGUUGGUUUACAGAGGAGGGUCCUUCCUCUCUCCUGUCUCCCCUAACCUCUACAAACCCUUCCCCUCUCCGCUUGGCCCCUCUUCUCACGGCCUCCCAUCCCCAUCCGACUUGCCUUCCACCUCCACCUCAGAUGCCUUGGUGCCCCUGCACCUCCCCCCCAGCCACAGUGGCCUCGCCCCAGCCUCACCCUCCACUGAACUCCCCUCCUUGGUCCAGAGUACCUCCUUCCUGGACUCAGUCCCGGUAACCAUCACCCUGGAGCCCAGGGACUGGCUAGGGAUGGAGGAGGGUGGUGACCCUGGGCCUCCAGCCAUGCCCCCUGGAGGUGGGGGAAGAGGGAGGUUGGGGCUGGGGGCCAUGGUGGACGGUAGAGGGGGAAGGGCCCAGGUGUCAGUCAUGGGUCAGGAAGUGGAGCUACGGAGACGGCCAGGGGAGGGGUUUGGCUUUGUCAUCGCCUCACAGGACCUCGCCAAUGGGGCCUCGCCCAUGCUGUCCCAUAGGUUUGUGACUGUGCGUCGGGGCAGCCCUGCGGCCCGGUCAGGUCAGAUCCAGCCGGGUGACCAGCUAGAGGCAGUGGAGGGGCGGUCCGUUGUCACCCUGCCUCACAGAGACCUGGCACAGAUACUGAGACGUGCCGGAAACACACUCAGGCUCACCAUCAUACCAAGACUUAACACCAACUCCUCUAAUCUGUCAGAAGGCCCAGAGUUAGAGGCUGACGGCAGGACAAGGAAAAGCCACAGACGGAGGCCCAAGGUGAGGCUUCAGCAGGACCAGCGUUACUAUAGUGCAGACCUAGAGAGAGGUCCUACAGGUUUUGGCUUCAGUCUGCGGGGGGGCAGUGAGUACAACAUGGGCCUGUAUGUCCUGGGACUGAUGGAGGGAGGACCUGCCUCGCGCAGCCACAAGAUACAGGUGAGUGACCAGCUGGUGGAGAUAAAUGGUGACAGUACAACAGGAAUGACCCACAGCCAGGCCGUAGAGCAGAUAAGAAGAGGAGGACAUCGUAUACACCUGGUACUGAAGAAAGGAAACGGAUACGUCCCAGACUAUGACCAUGAUCCCAGAUCAGUCUCCUUCUCUCUCUACCCAGAGGAUGCGGGUGUGGCUGCAGUAGAUAAGACGCGCUCCCUGCCAAGGAAGAGUGAAAGGCUGGAUAGAGGAGGAGGGGAGAGGCAGAGUAAAAGAGGUAGUCUGGGGGGAAUGAGGAGAAGAGGAGGAGGUACUCCUGACACAGACCUGGAUUGGCCCGAGGAGGAGGGUCAGGUGGUCAGUCACAGAGGUGAGAGUUUAGGGGAUAAGGACAACGGGAAACGCACCCAGAGUUUACCCAAGAACAGACAGGAAGUAGAGGAGGAGGAGGUGAGGCCCAGCGAGUCCAAACAGAGGUCAAAACAGCAGAGGAGCAGGGAAAUGCAGAGUAAGGGGAAGAAGAACAGGAGAGAUAGGGGAGAUGAGACAGAGGAGCUUCCCAUCAGAAACACAGGUGAAGGUAAGAGGGAAGAGAGGAGGAGGGAGAGAGAGAGGGAGACGGAGGUAGAGGAUUCCAGACCUGCAGAGAGAGUUCCCUUCUCCUUCCCCAAGCCGCUGCAGGAUGGAGAGGCUGAGCUGUCUAAUGCAGAGUCAGGGGCAACAAGCACCUCCGGAGACAGCUUCUCUGACCAGGUCAGCAUGUCUGCAGCUAGCAUCUUCGGUUCCACCGCCCAAGACCCCAGAGACCAGAGAGGAGACCCCUGGAGCACCCAGUCAUGGCUCCGGGCCAACCAUGCAUCCCACACCCCAGGCCCCUGGAGCAGCACACAGCCACAGAGGGCCACCUACAACAGUCCCUGGAUUAAACCUGACCUGCAGACGUCUCAGGUUUUGGUGGGACACAGACUGACAGGAAACAGGCUGAGAGGUCUUGACCUGUAGAUGAUAGAUAAUCCUGUUUAGAGGUUUCCUGGAUUAUUUACUCGUAAUUCCAGAAUUUGUCCAACCAGGAUUUCUAGAAAACCUGGGAAUUUACCUCCUGUCUGGGACACUUCCCUGACCACUGCACCACCCAAUGACCUGUUAUCCCACCUCUUGACCAGGACACAUCAUCAUACCCAUGAUUCUACCUACCUAACACCAUUGCCUAUAGAGGUCCACUAUCAUAUUGGAGCUAUAUCAUAAUGAGUGGUAUUAUCUUCAACAUAAUCAUU
Oncorhynchus mykiss (rainbow trout) is the source of this 4768-nucleotide messenger RNA. RefSeq names its product membrane-associated guanylate kinase, WW and PDZ domain-containing protein 3. Gene Ontology annotation, biological process: signal transduction. Gene Ontology annotation, molecular function: protein binding. Gene Ontology annotation, cellular component: cytoplasm; cell-cell junction. The record is from RefSeq and is a predicted model, not a curated record. NCBI's taxonomy places the organism in Eukaryota, Metazoa, Chordata, Actinopteri, Salmoniformes, Salmonidae.